UUACUCUGUGGCUGUCUGACGUUUCACAUUUUUCUUUUGAAAAAAAAGUUCCACUUUCCAAAUUAAAGUGAAGAUAACAAAUUAAAAAUCAUUCUUAAAUUAUUUAUUAAUUAAAAACAUAAGAAAAUGAGUGCUUUUGUUGAUCCACGCCGUAAGGACAAAGUUAUCCGCUACAAACCACCUCAAAAUCAAGCUCAAGGUGGAAAUGGAGAAGAUCUAAUGCCCGACUACAUGAAUAUUCUUGGAAUGAUAUUCUCAAUGUGUGGUCUCAUGAUGAAGCUAAAAUGGUGUGCUUGGUUUGCCCUUUAUUGUUCCUGCAUUAGUUUUGCCAGUUCCAGAGUCAGUGAUGAUGCCAAACAGGUCUUGUCAUCAUUCAUGCUUAGUGUAAGUGCUGUUGUUAUGUCCUACUUGCAAAAUCCAGCACCAAUGACACCACCAUGGGCUUCAUAACACAACUUUGUUUUGUUUAGAUAAAUUUAGCUUUUGUUUUUAUUUUUUUUUUCCAAUAAAAGAUAAUUAAUUUGUGGUUCAUACAAAGCAACCAAAAGAAAAAAAAUAUAUAAUUUGUGUAAUUGUAGUAAAUUUUAAGCAUUUUGAAUUUUACAUUUGCAUAAA
Molecule: messenger RNA, 615 nt
Organism: Episyrphus balteatus (marmalade hoverfly)
Lineage: Eukaryota; Metazoa; Arthropoda; Insecta; Diptera; Syrphidae
Product: protein Asterix
Exons: 3
Coding region: 127-450 (107 amino acids)
Biological process (GO): protein insertion into ER membrane
Cellular component (GO): endoplasmic reticulum membrane
Molecular function (GO): protein folding chaperone
Source: RefSeq, a predicted model, not a curated record